GACGUUGUGUCUGCGCGAGCGAGUGGAUGGAUAAAAAUUGCAGCUUCAGGAAAAUGGCUACAAACAUCGUACCGAUAAAAGGUGUUUGAAGAAACAAAUCUCCCAUCUGACCCAUUGUCACCAGUGCUGACUACAAACUCGACUUACAUGGCACCCUCAAAUUGACAUCAUGGCCCAGAUAUCCAGUGGUAAUGGGUUCAAGCUGGACGUGGCCCAGCCCAUGGGGGUUGUGGGUAAGGAGGAGGCCCUUCGCAUGGAGGUGGAGGCCUUAGCGAAACUACAAAAAGAGAAGAGACACACGCUCCCGGCGACCACCUCCGCUCCAAGGCCCACUCCUUCCUCCAGCAGCCGACCAGAGAAGGACCUCAUAGUCUUCCCCGAUGCCAAGAAGCAGGCGGAGAAAGACAACUUCCAGGACAUCGACGUGGACAAGCUGACCAAUGAGGAGCUGGAGAAGCUCCUGCUGGACGACAACUUCGGGGCCAACAGCGGCAAGGCCUUGCGACCCUCCUCGCUGCUGGGAUUCAACCUCAGUGCCUCCUACCCGGGGGGCCAAGCCACCUGCAGCCCCUCUCCCUUCCCCAACGGCCAGUGGAUGCCUUCCAUCCUCUCCACCCCCUCCGGCGUGUCCACGCCAACCCACCAUCAGGCUCCCAUGUUCCCCUCUGCGCCGUUCCCCAAGCCCCAGACCUGCUCCUUCCAGAAUGGCUUUUCUCCAGCCAUGCCGCCCUACAUGGGCUUGCCUAGCCCGCAGACCUCCUUCAUGGCCUUCACUCCUAUCCAGCAGCCCGGAGCCAUGGUGUUCCAGCAGCCCACCGUCACCCCAGAGAUGGCCAAGCUCUUCCACAAGAUCCACAGCACCUCGGAAUACUUGAAGAACGGCAGGUCAGCCAGUACUGACCUGGAUGCUGCCCUGACCAGUGCAGUGUCGCUGGCGCCCAACCCACCGCCACCUGCCGUGGAACCACUUGCUGUCAGCCGUUUCGAGUGGCUGGACCUGGACCCGCUCAACGGGUGCAAAGCUGAGGGUGAGGAGGGCACCUCACCGGCACCGAGCGGCACCGUGACUGUAGUGGGAGGGCAAGCCGGCGGGGACCCCUGGGACGCCGUGCUGCUAGAUGAGACGGAGGGAGGGGCUGGCGGCAGCAGUCCACCAACUGAGGUGAAGGGUCAUCUCGCAGGUUGCUCUCAGCCUCGGCAGUUGUCGCUGGGGGCGGGGGUCACCAGGAGCCACUCCCUCACCAUCCCGGAAUCCUCUUCCCAGCACAAGCUAAACAAUCAGCACAAUAAGAGACCUGGGAGAGUACUGUACACCGCCCUGGAGGAGAAGGAAGCCCAGAACCUAGAAGUUGUAGCCUUCUGUGAAGAUGUAGCAACCCUGCGGUCAAAGUUCCCCCAUGAUGACCUCCACACCAACCCGGGGUACGUGCUGAGUGCAGUUAUCCCUCAGAGGGAUGUGGGCGGGGACAAUGGCUGCAGUGUCAAGGUGUCCAUCGAGAUCUCCGAGUCCCAGGAGCCUGUCACCUUCACCUGCGAUGUGAGUUCUCCUGUGGAACUCCUCAUCAUGCAGGCCCUAUGUUGGGUUCAUGACGACCUCAACCAGGUGGACAUCGGCAGCUACGUCCUCAAGGUCUGCGGCCAGGAGGAGGUGCUGCAAAAUAAACACAGCCUGGGCAGCCACGAGUAUGUACAGAACUGCAGGAAGUGGGAGGCAGAGAUCAAGCUCCAGCUGCUCUCCCAGAGCACCAUGAGAAGGGAUCUGGCACGAUCGGCGGAAGAUGACUCCUCUCCGGUGGACUUGGAGAGGCACCUGAGCCAAGUGGAGAGGCUGUUUAAGGAAAAGGUCACCAGACAAGGCCUGGCUGACUAUCUGGAAGGCUAUCACAGUCAAGUCAACGUCUGCCUGCAGAAUGAGAGUACCCAGUAUAAGACUGUGGAUGGGGUGGUUCAGAUGGUGAAGAACCUGUGCUGUGCCCUGGAUGAGGUAGAGACCCAGGCCAUCACGGAGGCAGUCAAGAAAGUCAAGCGCUCAGUCAACCUCCCCAGGACUCGCUCGCCAGAGGUGGGCUCCAAAUCCUUAGGUGGCUCGACAAAUGGUCACCUCAGCCCCGUAGAGGAGAGCAUGUGCUUUCUGACGGAUGCCGUCUAUGACCUGGCCAAGCUCUACCUGCGCUCCUUCUGCGCCGCCUCCUCUAGCUCCUCCCCUGACCCCUCCUCAUCCAUCUCCCAGCAUGCCGAGGGGGAGUCUCCUGUGGAGGGGUGUAGCUGUAAGGAGGCCUUGGGCACCACUGACCACCUGCAGUUCACCCUGUUUGCCAUGCAUGGCAUCUCUGCCGCUUGGGUCAGCAGCUAUGAGAGGUACUACCUGAUGUGUGCUCUGACACACAAUGGCCGGAACCUGUUCAAGCCCAUCCAGUCCAAGAAAGUCGGCACCUACAAGAGCUUCUUCUACCACAUCAAAUGGGACGAACUGAUCAACUUCCCAAUGGCGGUGGCCCUGCUUCCAUUGGAGUCCAUGCUGACUCUCUCUCUCUUCGGGGUUCUGAACCAGAACGCCAGCGGUUCCCCAGACUCCAACAAACAACGCAAAGGACCAGAGCUGCUGGGCAAAGUCUCCCUGCCCCUAUUUGACUUUCGACGGGUGCUGAUGAGUGGGACCAAGCUGCUGUGUCUGUGGACGUCUCCUCAGGCUUCCUCUGCUGCAGCCGGGAGGAAGAACCUGGCUGAGAGGAUCAUACUGCAGGUGGACUUCCCCAGCCCAGCGGUGGAUGUGCUGUACGUGGGACCCCAGGUGAGACCCAGCCCUGAUCCAAACACCCUGGAGGAGCUAGACCCUGACCUGCGCCGCCAGGUGGACAAACUCUGCAGCCGAGCCUCCACCUUCGGGUUGACGCGGGCCGACCGCCAGCUGCUGUGGGAUCAGCGGCACCACUGCCGGGCACACACCCAUAGCCUGCCCAAGGUGCUGGCCAGCGCCCCCAGCUGGGACUGGGGCAGCAUGGCUGAGAUCCACUCCCUCCUCCAUCACUGGCCCUCGCUCCAACCAGUCUGUGCUCUGGAGCUGCUUGACGCUAAGUUUGCUGACACAGAGGUGAGGAGUGUGGCUGUCAGCUGGAUCGAAUCCACCAGUGAUGACGAGUUGGCCGACUACCUGCCUCAGCUAGUGCAGGCCCUGAAGUUUGAGUGUCACCUAAAGAAUGCCUUGGUCAUGUUCCUACUGUCCAGAGCACAGGGCAACGUCAGUAUCGCCCACUACCUGUACUGGCUACUGAGAGAUGCAGUGUUAGACCCAGCGUUUGGCCGGAGGUACGACCAAGUGCUGGGGUCCCUGCUGUGUCUGUGUGGGGCCGGCCUCCGGGAUGAGCUGGACAAACAGACCCGCCUGGUCACUCUGCUGGGGGAGCUGGCCGAGAAGGUCCGGCAGGCCGGGGGCUCCACACGACAGGUGGUGCUCCAGGAGGGUCUGGAGAGGGUGCAGUCAUUCUUCCAGAGGAACAGCUGCAGGCUGCCCCUCAGCCCCAGCCUGGAGGCCAAACAACUCAACAUCAAGUCGUGCUCCUUUUUCAACUCCAACGCGGUGCCCUUGAAGCUGGCCCUGGUGAACUCCGACCCUCUGGGAGAGGAGAUCAACGUCAUGUUCAAGGUGGGAGAGGACCUGAGGCAGGACAUGCUGGCUCUGCAGAUGAUCCGGGUCAUGGACCGCAUCUGGCUUCAGGAGGGACUGGACCUGCGCAUCGUCAACUUCAAAUGCAUCUCCACCGGGAAAGACAACGGAAUGGUGGAGCUGGUGCCGUCCUCCGACACCCUGAGGAAAAUACAGGCGGAGUACGGAGUGACGGGCUCCUUUAAGGACAAGCCCCUGGCGGAGUGGCUCCGCAAGUACAACCCUGCUGAGGACGAGUACGACAAGGCUUCGGAGAACUUCAUCUACUCGUGUGCGGGCUGCUGCGUGGCCACCUACGUGCUGGGUAUCUGCGACCGCCACAACGACAACAUCAUGCUGCGCUCCACCGGUCACAUGUUCCACAUCGACUUUGGCAAGUUUCUGGGCCACGCCCAGAUGUUCGGCAGCUUCAAAAGGGACCGUGCUCCAUUCGUGCUGACCUCUGACAUGGCCUACGUGAUCAACGGGGGAGAGAGGCCCACCAGUCGCUUCCAGCUGUUUGUGGACCUGUGCUCCCAGGCCUACAACCUCAUCCGCAAACACUCAGGCCUCAUCCUCAACCUGCUCUCCCUGAUGACGUUGUCAGGCCUACCAGAGCUGACGGGAAAUCAGGACCUGAAGUAUGUAUACGACGCUCUGCAGCCCCAGACCACCGACGCAGAGGCCACCAUCUUCUUCACCAGGUUGAUCGAAUCCAGCCUGGGCAGCGUGGCCACCAAGUUCAACUUCUUCAUCCACAACCUGGCCCAGCUGCGCUUCUCAGGCCUGCCAUCCAACGAUGAGCCCAUCCUCUCCUUCUCCCCCAAGACCUACGCGCUGAAGCAGGAGGGGCGCAUCCGCGAUGCCUCCAUCUUCUCCUUCCAGAAGAGAUACAACCCCGACAAGCACUACACGUACGUGGUGAGGCUCCUGCGAGAGGGGCAGAGCGAAGCCCAGUUUCUCUUCCGCACCUUCGAUGAGUUCCAGGAGCUCCACAACAAGCUGUGCAUCCUCUUCCCUCUGUGGAAGCUGCCAGGGUUCCCUAAUAGGAUGGUGCUGGGCCGUACCCACAUCAAGGACGUGGCAGCCAAGAGGAAGAUUGAGCUCAACGGUUAUGUUCAAAACCUGUUGAGGAGUUCCACAGAGGUCACACAGUGUGAUCUUAUCUAUACAUUCUUCCAUCCGAUCGCGAGAGACGACAAGACGGAAGGAUUGGAGGCGACGGCCAGAGCACCAGAUACGCCACCGUUGAGUCCCACCUCCGGCAGAGUGGAGGGGGAGGUGAAGCUGUCCGUGUCCUACAGGAACAGCACACUCUUUAUCAUGGUCAUGCACAUCCGGGACCUGGUAUCUGAGGAGGGGACAGACCCUAACCCCUAUGUGAAAACCUACCUGCUCCCAGACCCCCACAAAACCUCCAAGCGCAAAACAAAGAUAUCCAGGAAGACCAGGAACCCCACUUUCAACGAAAUGCUGGUGUACAGUGGCUACAGCAAGGAGACCCUGGGGCUGCGGGAGCUACAAUUGAGCGUGCUCAGUGCCGAGUCGCUGAGAGAGAACUGCUACCUAGGCGGCGUCACGCUCACACUCAAAGACUUCGACCUCAGCAAGGAGACGAUCAAGUGGUACAAGCUGACCGCCGUGCCCUACUUCUAGAUGACUCCCCCUGAGAAAAACGCUGCUUAUCAAGAAAACUCUUAAGAUACACCUAUUUAAGGGCAGCAGGAACACCCCAGGGUGGUGCUUCAAAUCCUUCCCCUUCCUCCUCAAGCUCAAGGCCCUGUCCAGAAACCACCCCUUACACCUUAAGGCCCUGUCCAGAAACCACCCCUAACCCCUUACCCCUUUUGGCACUUCAUGUAGAUCUCAAAGAAUUAUAAGCAAUAUGGUUGUAGCGCCGACCUUUCAGCUCUACACAAGUGCCUAGAUAGAUGGGGGCUAGGGGUUUAUUCUGGGUGGGGCCAUUCUCUCUCCCUCACUAAUCAAGGUUUUUUCUCAUUGUAGAAAACAAUCUCCACUUAUUUAGUUUGUCCUAAACUGUUAACACGAGAGCUGUAAUGUUUUGUACAUUUUGACAUUCGAGGACCAAAACAUCUUACCUUCAGAAGAGUAUAUAUAGAUUGACACUUUUUUUUUUUAUAGUGGCUCAUUUUUACAUUUUUUUUCUUCUAUGUAAACAAAUAGGAAGCGUCUGGUUUCCUGCUAAGCUAGCUGAGAACGUCUGGUAAUGUGCCCAUCACAAACCAGACUCCAGGAAAGAGUGUUCUUGUGUUUCCCAAUCACAUGCCAAUAGAACUGAUGAUGAUGAUGAUGGCAAACCACUCUCCCAAAGGGGAACCGAUCAUGGUGCCUUGUUUGUGUUCACAAUCUCUUAUACACUCCACUUUAGCCUUAUUGCAAUGUGUUUUAUAAAAAAUAAAUGUGAUAUCCCAAUUGAAAAAAUUAAUCUAUUCUGUCAAAUAAUGUCAACAGUUCUCAGUGUGAGAAGGGUUCUGGACAAGCAUCAGAAGGUGUUGGAACGGUCGGCUCCCACUUGUAUGCACACUACCAUAUAUUUAUUAUGGUAAAUACUUGACUUUUCACUGCACACUUUUGGGGAAGACAAGUGUCCUCAACGCUGAUCCAAUGCCAGUUUUUAUUUCACCUCCUAUUGGUUUUAAGGGUAGAAUUUAGAGUGGGGUAAGCUGAUCGUAGAUUUGUGCUCAAGAGGUAACUCUGACCUGGAGCUAUCUGGACAAAAAAAGGGAAGACAUCCAGGUCAGGAGAUACACUGCUUCCUCUGAGCUGCCUACAAACCUAAAGAUGAAAUGAUGAAUUAAUCCAGGAGGGGUUUUCAAGAGAAUGUCAACAAAGACAAUUCUGAUAAGCAUCACUCACGCUAUGAAUAGAGACUUGAUCUUCUAUUUUAAUGACUAUAUGAGUUUCUAUUAACAUGGCCAGUUAUUUAUUCUUAAUUGGUUACCUUAACCCGAAUGAAUCGGUGUGUACUGUAAUCCCUCUUUCCUAAAGCAAAUUAAAUGUUUUUUGAACAAAGAU
Salvelinus namaycush (lake trout) is the source of this 6679-nucleotide messenger RNA. RefSeq names its product phosphatidylinositol 4-phosphate 3-kinase C2 domain-containing subunit alpha-like. The record is from RefSeq and is a predicted model, not a curated record. Gene Ontology annotation, cellular component: phosphatidylinositol 3-kinase complex; cytoplasm; plasma membrane. Bases 170 to 5299 code for a protein of 1709 amino acids. Gene Ontology annotation, molecular function: phosphatidylinositol binding; 1-phosphatidylinositol-4-phosphate 3-kinase activity; 1-phosphatidylinositol-3-kinase activity. Lineage: Eukaryota; Metazoa; Chordata; Actinopteri; Salmoniformes; Salmonidae. The transcript is spliced from 33 exons. Gene Ontology annotation, biological process: phosphatidylinositol 3-kinase/protein kinase B signal transduction; phosphatidylinositol-3-phosphate biosynthetic process; cell migration.